GUUCGUAGCGGUUCGUAGUCCGCUCGCAUUGAGACGAUUCAGUCACACAGUCAGCAGAGCUAAGGAAAAAUUAUACAGAGACGUAAAUAGCGAUCGAAGAAAAGUUUUAGUAAUCUAGCGAAAAUCGGGUUUUCCGUCGUGUUUUCGAUAAUUGCUUUACCGAUAAAAAUUGAAAGAUUUCACGUCCAUCUGGACGAGUGCUCCGUGGUAGGAGUUUGAAAAAGUCUUGUUGGGAGAGAAAUAGGGAUUCGGCCAAUCUUUCCGAUUGGUUGACGAAUGGCUGUAUAGAAAAUUUUCUGUGAAGUUAUUUCUUCUGGUCCAUUCGCCGUCCGUUUUUCUAUCUAUUGCCAGCAUCGUUCAGAGGGAGGAUAUCAGUGAUUGUGUCUAGAAUAUAAGUAAAUGUUGCACUUUUUUGCAACUAGCUCUUGUUUUCUUUAGACGAAAAGAAGGCCUCCGUGUUAUGGCAGAUGAAAAAUAAUGCGAUUCCGUGGGAAAAAGUGAGCUGCAAGUUGCUAGAAGGAAACAUUGUUGAAACCAGAUAGCGAACGGGAAGUUGCGGUGAGGGUGGGAGUGAUCUUCCUGAUGUUCAUCGAUUUUGAAUCAAAAUAAAGGAUAUUUUCCUAUCGGAUUUGUGCUCUGUGUAAUUAAAUGCUUUUCGACAUAAGUGUAUGUGUGUUUUCCCACUGGAAAUAAAUCACAUAAGAACAUGUGUUGAUCGUUAUUAGAGUGAUCUGAAUUUUGUGAAAGAAACACAAAAUCUUGCCAGAAAAGGAAUAUACUACUCUCGAAGAGCAACAGAAGUCGAAUUAGAAAAAGAGAUGGCGAACCCUCGUAAAUUCAGCGAGAAGAUUGCUUUGCACAAUCAGAAACAAGCGGAAGAGACUGCAGAAUUUGAGCGAAUUAUGCGGGAAGUUUCAGAUGUCACAUCCAAGGUCUCAAGGAGUGUAAACCUUACACCUACUUUGGGUGCGUUGGGCACAUUCCGAGGAGGGUCACUUCCCAACGUCAACAACGAUAAUGACGAAUUCCUGGAAAAGGUUGAUGAUAGCAACACACUAACAGAACUAAAAUCAUACACACAACUGGAGAAUAUUAAACUGAAGAAGGAAUCGGUGCCUAAACCCAACACUCCAUCAAACCAUAGCAGGGAAUCGAGAGGUCGUACGCCUGGUGGUCCUAUGAGGAAUCGACAAUCGAGCCGGAACCAUGACACAUCACCCUAUGGCAACAAUUCGGUGCAUCUCAUACCCCCAAUGGAAAACAAUUGGCAUCGAUCGAUAUCCGAUUCCGCCAUCCAUCAAAGUUUAUGUCAAAACCAGCAGGAUUCCAGCCAUCUAAAUACACACUCACCGCUAACGUUAAGUCCCACAGUUCAAAGAAAGAUUUCAAAUGCUCAAAGUAUCUCCAAAGUUCAUCACAUGACAUCGAACCACAUUGAGAACAAUUCAACGCAUGAUCUACGCUCCCGAUCAUCGACCGGUUUAACCAGGUUACCAGGAAUAAAUAUUUAUCCUUCCCAAAACCAUUCGGAUGCUAUACAAAUUCCCAUCCCCAAUAAUACGGGUUCACUGCCGGAUUUGACGUCGGUGGGUUAUUCUAUGUAUCCAUCGUCGUUGGAUCAGGAGUACGAUCAUAAUGCGCAAAAUAGUAGUUACUGUCCAAGUCCUCUUGGUACAUCUCCGUCGUCGUUAUCGCCCACGUCGGCUGUACAAAACCACCAUCCACACUCACGGCCAAAUAAUUUUGGCGGUGGCGGUGGAGGGGGAGGAGGCUAUCCGAUUCCAACCAGCAGUCAUCCCAACAGUGGCAACGUCAGUCCAAGCAACAACAACAACACCAGUACCACUAAUCUAAACAGCACUACCAACACCAGCAGUAGUAGUAACCAUAUCAGCGUUAAGAAUAAAAAUAAAAAGCCAAAAUCUAGUCAACCUUUUUUAUCUGUACCAGAUAGCAAUAUAUUUACGUUUAUGUCAAAGAUUAGCGCUGAUAAUUGGUCAUUGUCGCAGGGUAACAAUACUUACGAUGUGAGUCAGUCGCCUCAGCCGCAGCAGCAGCAACAGCAACAACAGCAGCAGCAGUCACCGCAGCAACAACAAAGGAUACCAACAUUAGAACAGAUAAGUUACGAUAAUUGCAGUCAAUUCAACGAUGGAAUGUCGUCACCGAACCAACAGAAUUCACCUGAAAACAUACUGUAUGGAUCUCAUGGGAAUGUGUCACCGCAUAUGAUGCUAGACUACCGAAAUCGACCGAGCCCUGGUUCCAGUCCUGGUCUCGUACCCAUCACAGACUCAAAUUCUAGUGCGCCAUGUAGUCCAGUAUCUCAAAGUAUAGGGAAUCACAAUGGACAAUCUUAUGACAAGUAUCCAUCGAGUGACGUUUACGUUCAGAACACCCUGCCCCAACACUUGGAAACGAUAACGCUGGACUGGACUACUUUGGUUCAAAGUCUUGUCGAAUCUGGAUGUACGUUAACCGCCCAAGUUCAGGGAGACAAUGCGUUAUCAUCGGACUUCGCAGCGAACCAUCUUGUAUUCGGAACGUUUGAGGAUUCCUACCUUACAAUGAACAACGAUCUCAUUUUGCGAACGGAUACGUCUCACCAACAGCAGCAGCAGCAGCAGCAACAGCAGCAACAGCAACAGCGACAACAACAGCAGCAGCAGCAGCCAUCGUCACAGCAGCAAUCGUCGCACAUAAAUACGAUUAACUGCUGUCAGCUUCCGAACAAUGUGAAUCAUCAGAAUCACCUGAGUAGCCAUACAUACAGUCAUACUCACAAUGGUAGCAAUGAACCACUGCUCAGCCUACAAACAGCACCUCAAAUCCAGCCAACUCCCACCACGAUACCAGAGAUUGUGUUUACGGAUUUCUCGACGAGAGACGACUUUGAGGCUGAUCUCGGUUUGGGUCAGAUGGAUUUUCAAAGUUUUCAAAUGCUUUCCGACACCGGUACCAUGAUCGAUCCGAUGGACGACGACAGCUUUCGUCGGGAGCUUCAGUGAGACGACGAUGAAAUUCGCCAGGCCGACAAGAUGACAAGGUUACAAGCUUUUGUUACUAUGCUAUAAGUUAGGUAUUUUCGUUUAUGAUAUAAUCAAAACGUGCAUGUAAGAACAGAACAGGCUUUCUCUGCUAGAAAGAAGCACUAGCACUAGCAGUUUUAGAGAUGGUUCAUUUUUUUUUGUAAUAAGAAUUAUGCUUUUAAGAUACGUAUGGAACCAAAUGUGACGAAUCGUGAAUGCAGUCAGUGCUACAAGUGGUUAGAAUAUUUUAGCGUUACGUUUUCAGUCUAAGCACGGAGUGUUACUUGAGAAAAGGAAACUUACAAGUAAGUUUUACGAUAGUAAUAGGACGAAACAGUGAAUAGGUUUAAUACUAUUCAACAAUAAGAUAGAAGAAUCGAAUUUAGACAUCGCCUUGAGCAUGAGGAAAACAACAAAUUCAAAAUUUUAAACUGCAGUAAACAAUAACUGUGUGAAGCACAAAUCAAGUUUGUAUACUUUUACCUUCGCGUCGGCGCAAAUUUUUCGGUUCUGUGUUGAUCAUUAGACAUUACUUACCCGUAAAAUAGAAUGAUAUUUCAUGUACCAAAUUUAGCGAAUUUAUACAUGGCCAUGGAACAUAUUUUCACAGCAUAGGACCUAGGCAGGCAACUUUCGAGAGUAGUGUAACGCGUAUGCGAGACAAGCCUGUUAUUUUUAGCAGAAAAGAAACAAGAGGGACGAAAGUAUACCAUACUGUUGUGAACGAUCGUUUCAAAGCAACACUUCAAACCGAUUCGUGACUGAGAGAUGUUUUAUGCAUGAGUCUCAAUCUUUAGUGCGAAACACUAAGGAACGAUAAUAAAGUGUAUUUAGAUAGAAAGGUGUGUGGGUGUUUUUUCAGAGCCUUUUCAAACAAAAAACGAUACAAAAAAAAACAGAAAGUGUGUAUAAUUUCAAAGAGAAAAGUUGAAGAGGUAAAUAUCGUAACAUAUCAAACCCAUCUUUCUACUUUAACGGUAAGAAAACAAAUCCCUUAACCGAUCUGACAAAAAAACACAUUUGAACAAAAUAAACCAAACAAGUAACAGUAAACAAAUGAACGAAAUAACAAUUCGAAUAAUGAACAUUUUCCCAAGAUACUGCUCUCUCUUCUCUCUAUAUCUUUCCAAAAGUCUUGCAUUUUUAUCUAGCAUAACCGGUCCAGUACUGUGUCUAGUUAUAUGCUGAAACCGAACCUCUAGUUCAUAAUAUACCAACAAUUUCUCUUUUUCUAUCUGAUUCGUUCUGACAACAACAAAUCGAUUAAGCAUUAAAAUCAUGUUAAAGACAAUUCAAUACUUUGAAAAAGAUAUCUCCAGAUCAUUAUACCACAAAUUUUUCACUCAAAAGGGUAAAUGAACAAUUAAACAACAGAUGGGAGAACCUAUAAAGUCAUUGUUAUUGUACUACGAACACUUCAACCGAGAAUAAAACAUUGAGAGUUAAUGUGUAUUUAAGGCCAAAAUAGUAUAAAUUAUGGUUCUGCGUUUAUGCUUUGAAUCUUUUUCUAACAAAUGUUUUUUUGUGAGCAGACUAGCUGCUGUUCACACAUUCGUUUUUUACAAUUAUUUUGAGUGAGGGUCAUGUGACCAAUGUUGAUCUUAUACUCUAUUCGCAGAUAGUUGAUGAUUUUUCAAUUUGUUUUAUUUCUCUCUUCCCAAUUUCAUUUCAUGAUAUUCAUGUUUUGGAAAUUCUCUUGGAACCCUGUUUACUAACUUGUUCUGUUCAUUUAUGAAUGAGAUUGAUGAAAGUAUGACUAUAGUAAAUAUUUUUCGAGAAAACUAUAUACAAUUAGAGCAUUAAUUUUAACCAUCGUGAGUACCUUUUGAAUGCGAUCCAAAAUCUAACGUUGAUAUGCUGUGUGAACACAAAAAGAGAAAAAAACAAGAAACAACAACAACAAAAAAGGAAAAGAGAAUUCGCACAAGUUUAUUCCAGCUUGCGCCUUACGUCUCUGUAAGUGUACCUUUUGUAUAGACUUAUUUUUUAAAUCAGAAAAAAAAAACAAUAUUGAACGAUAUUUAUAAUUGAGCUAAAAUGGAUGUAAAUAUUUAAAUGAGAUGAACCUAGAGUAUGUAACCACAUUUGCCACAAUUUCCCUUUACAUGCAAAAACUUGUUAUCGAAAAUAUUUAAGAAAAUGCCCUUGAGUUUAGGACUAGUUACGGCAUUCAAACUUAAAAUUUGUUAAUGUUUCCAAAGGUGUAUUAGACUAAGCCAAUAAACUGGAAUACGCGACUAGAAAGGGAGCACCGUACCGUACAGCUGUGAAUCGUGAUUGGAUUUUAUUCACACUAUCAGAUGAGAGACCCGACAAUGAACUGAAUAGCGAGAUCAGCAAUCGUUACUUUUGUGUUUGUCAAUUAUCGCAACGAGAUUAUGGAUUUCUGCAGGAUGUUCUAGACACAUGUUUUUGUUGUACAACUACCAAAAUCCUGCAUACGUUGGUUUAAUUAUGUUUCAAAGUAGUCCGAAGUGUACAGAUGCUAAUUAAAGUCAUUCAAGCUCA
Toxorhynchites rutilus septentrionalis is the source of this 5537-nucleotide messenger RNA. RefSeq names its product myb-like protein AA (gene Crtc). The record is from RefSeq and is a predicted model, not a curated record. Gene Ontology annotation, biological process: positive regulation of transcription by RNA polymerase II; protein homotetramerization. Gene Ontology annotation, cellular component: cytoplasm; nucleus. Gene Ontology annotation, molecular function: cAMP response element binding protein binding. Lineage: Eukaryota; Metazoa; Arthropoda; Insecta; Diptera; Culicidae. The transcript is spliced from 16 exons. Bases 819 to 3008 code for a protein of 729 amino acids.